Ictalurus punctatus (channel catfish) is the source of this 678-nucleotide messenger RNA. Its product is annotated as histone H1-like. Gene Ontology annotation, biological process: nucleosome assembly. Gene Ontology annotation, cellular component: nucleosome. The transcript has a single exon. The coding region runs from base 46 to 663 and encodes 205 amino acids. The record is from RefSeq and is a predicted model, not a curated record. NCBI's taxonomy places the organism in Eukaryota, Metazoa, Chordata, Actinopteri, Siluriformes, Ictaluridae. Gene Ontology annotation, molecular function: DNA binding; structural constituent of chromatin.
AACGUACAGUGUACAACUCGUGUAUUCUACGUAGUUCCAAGAGAGAUGGCAGAAGUCGCACCCGCUCCCGCCGCCGCGCCGGCCAAAGCGCCCAAGAAGAAAGCAGCUUCGAGAGCAAAAAAAGCCGGCCCUAGCGUCGGCGAGCUGAUCGUCAAAGCCGUUUCCUCGUCUAAGGAGAGGAGCGGCGUGUCUCUCGCUGCUCUGAAGAAAGCGCUGGCUGCCGGCGGAUACGAUGUGGAGAAGAACAACUCCCGCGUCAAGAUCGCCGUUAAGGGUCUCGUGACUAAAGGCACUCUGGUGCAGACCAAAGGGACCGGCGCGUCUGGCUCUUUCAAGCUGAACAAGAAGCAGACCGAAGCCAAGAAGCCCGUGAAGAAAGCCGCGCCCAAAGCGAAAAAGCCCGCCGCCAAAAAGCCCGCCGCUACUAAGAAGCCCAAGAAGGUAGCGGCAAAGAAACCCGCCGCCGCGGCCAAGAAGUCGCCUAAGAAGGCGAAGAAGCCCACAGCCGCCGCAAAGAAAGCCACCAAGAGCCCGAAGAAGGCGAAAAAGCCCGCGACCCCUAAAAAGGCAGCCAAGAGCCCCAAGAAAGCGAAAGUUGUCAAGCCCAAGACCACAAAGCCUAAAGCGGGAAAGGCGAAGAAGGCAGCACCUAAAAAGAAGUAAAGACGUUUGUUUCUU